Messenger RNA from Saimiri boliviensis boliviensis (Bolivian squirrel monkey), 2403 nucleotides. It is a transcript of the gene SLC5A11, whose product is annotated as solute carrier family 5 member 11. Gene Ontology annotation, biological process: transmembrane transport. Gene Ontology annotation, molecular function: D-glucose:sodium symporter activity. The record is from RefSeq and is a predicted model, not a curated record. Gene Ontology annotation, cellular component: plasma membrane. NCBI's taxonomy places the organism in Eukaryota, Metazoa, Chordata, Mammalia, Primates, Cebidae.
CAGGAUGGGGCCUGGGCUCCACCGUCCCCCAACCUCUCCACGCCAUGGGUCCCCCCUCCCCAGAACUAAGCUGGAGUUUGGAGUUUGACCCUCUUGGAGGCUCUCUCAGCAGCAGGGAUACAGGAGGAAGGGUCACUGCUAUCUCUUGAAGCUCUUGGCGUGUCUCCCUCCGGUGUCCCCCUCCUUACAGCCACCACCACCUCCUAGCACCUUAGAAGCCACUGACAGCCUCCAGGGCAGGUGAGCCCUGCAUCUGAAAUAAGGAUCCAGAGGGCUCAUUCAGGACCAUGGAGAGCGGCACCAGCAGCCCUCAGCCUCCACAGUCAGAUUCCCUGGAUGUGUUUCCCCAGAAGGGCUUACAGGCUGGGGACAUCGCGGUGCUGGUUCUGUACUUCCUCUUUGUCCUGGCUGUUGGACUAUGGUCCACAGUGAAGACCAAAAGAGACACAGUGAAAGGCUACUUCCUGGCUGGAGGGGACAUGGUGUGGUGGCCAGUGGGUGCAUCCUUGUUUGCCAGCAAUGUUGGAAGUGGACAUUUCAUUGGCCUGGCAGGGUCAGGUGCUGCUACAGGCCUUUCUGUGUCAGCUUAUGAGCUUAAUGGCUUGUUUUCUGUGCUGAUGUUGGCCUGGAUCUUCCUCCCCAUCUACAUUGCUGGUCAGGUCACCACGAUGCCAGAAUACCUACGGAAGCGCUUCGGUGGCACCAGAAUCCCUAUCAUCCUGGCGGUACUCUACCUAUUUAUCUACAUCUUCACCAAGAUCUCGGUAGACAUGUAUGCAGGUGCCAUCUUUAUCCAGCAGUCUUUGCACCUGGAUCUGUACCUGGCCAUAGUGGGGCUGUUAGCCAUCACUGCUGUAUACACAGUUGCUGGUGGCCUGGCUGCUGUGAUCUACACGGAUGCUCUGCAGACGCUGAUCAUGCUUAUAGGAGCACUCACCUUGAUGGGCUACAGUUUUGCUGCGGUUGGUGGGAUGGAAGGCCUGAAGGAGAAGUACUUCUUGGCCCUGGCUAGCAACCGAAGUGAGAACAGCAGCUGCGGGCUGCCCCGGGAAGAUGCCUUCCAUAUUUUCCGAGAUCCGCUGACAUCUGAUCUCCCAUGGCCAGGGGUCCUAUUUGGAAUGUCCAUCCCGUCCCUCUGGUACUGGUGCACGGAUCAGGUGAUUGUCCAGCGGACUCUGGCUGCCAAGAACCUGUCCCAUGCCAAAGGAGGUGCUCUGAUGGCCGCGUACCUGAAAGUGCUGCCCCUCUUCAUAAUGGUGUUCCCUGGGAUGGCCAGCCGCAUUCUCUUCCCAGAUCAAGUGGCUUGUGCAGAUCCAGAGAUCUGCCAGAAGGUCUGCAGCAACCCCUCAGGCUGUUCUGACAUCGCGUAUCCCAAACUCGUGCUGGAACUCCUGCCCACAGGGCUCCGUGGGCUGAUGAUGGCUGUGAUGGUGGCGGCUCUCAUGUCCUCCCUCACCUCCAUCUUUAACAGUGCCAGCACCAUCUUCACCAUGGACCUCUGGAAUCACCUCCGGCCUCAGGCAUCUGAGAAGGAGCUCAUGAUUGUGGGCAGGGUGUUUGUGAUGCUGUUGGUCCUGGUCUCCAUCCUCUGGAUCCCUGUGGUCCAGGCCAGCCAGGGUGGCCAGCUCUUCAUCUACAUCCAGUCCAUCAGCUCCUACCUGCAGCCGCCCGUGGCGGUAGUCUUCAUCAUGGGAUGUUUCUGGAAGAGGACCAACGAAAAGGGUGCCUUCUGGGGCCUGAUCUCGGGCCUGCUCCUGGGCUUGGUUAGGCUGGUCCUGGACUUUAUUUACGUGCAGCCUCGGUGCGACCAGCCAGAUGAGCGCCCGGUCCUGGUGAAGAGCAUUCACUACCUCUACUUCUCCAUGAUCCUGUCCACAGUCACCCUCAUCACUGUCUCCACCGUGAGCUGGUUCACAGAGUCGCCCUCCAAGGAGAUGGUCAGCCACCUGACCUGGUUUACUCGUCAUGACCCCAUGGUCCAGAAGGAACAAGGGCCACCAGGAACUCCUUUGUCUCUUAACCUCUCUCACAACGGGAUGCCAGAGGCCAGCAGCAGCAGGGUCCAGUUGGAGAUGGUUCCAGAAAACAUGUCUAAAACCCACAGCUGUGAUGUGACCCGGAAGCAGUCUAAAGUGGUGAAGGCCAUCCUGUGGCUCUGCGGAAUACAGGACAAGGGCAAGGAAGAGCUCCCAGCCAGAGCAGAACCCGCCAUAGUUUCCCUGGAAGAAAACCCCUCGGUGAAGACCCUUCUGGAUGUCAACCUCAUUUUCUGUGUUAGCUGUGCCAUCUUUAUCUGGGGCUACUUUGCUUAGUGUGGGGUGAACCCAGGGGUCCAAACUGUUUCUCUUCAAUGCUCCAUUUUUUAAAUGAAAGAAAAAAUAAUAAAGCUUUUGUUUACCACAA